Messenger RNA from Closterium sp. NIES-65, 1542 nucleotides. NCBI's taxonomy places the organism in Eukaryota, Viridiplantae, Streptophyta, Zygnematophyceae, Desmidiales, Closteriaceae. The record is from the annotation of a GenBank genome assembly.
AUGGACACGUCGCUCCUCCUCCCCCGUCCAUCACGUCCGUUCACUCCCUCGCAUCCAACGGUCAUGAAUGCGUCCCGAUUUGUGUCGCAGCCGGCGACGUCAGCCUCCCCGUCUCCCCUUUGCGUUGCGCAAUUUCCGUGGAGUUCCGCCAGUGCGCGCACAUGUGUUCGCGCGGCGGUAGCGUUGUCAGGGAGAAUUCCGCCGCGAGAACCGGCGGAUUCAGCGCGCACCGGGGGGAGUGGGGGGCGCGGAAGUGUAGCGGCGGCGUCGCUGAAGCGCCCGCCAGUGGGGCUGGGGGCGGAAGGCGCACUGGCGGAGGAGGUUGCGGCGGAGGCGGUGGAGGAUUUGCUGGGGGAAGGGGAGUCGGAAGGGGAAGAGGGAGCGAGCGCGGCGGUUGCUGACGCGGCAGGGUCUGAAUCCGACGUGGACCGACCCGUGGUGGAAACGCGCACGUGGCAGUGGCGCGGCCACACAAUAAGGUACCAGCAGUCCGGUUCCCAGGGCCCUCCAGUCCUCCUCAUCCACGGAUUCGGCGCCAGCAGCGACCACUGGCGGCACACGCUUAAAGCCCUGGGCGCAUCGGGGCACCGCGUGUUUGCGAUUGAUUUGCUCGGGUAUGGCUACUCGGAUAAACCCACUCCUAGCUACCGGAUUAAGAAUGGACAAGGGAGGCAGGAGGAGCAGCAGAAAGAGCAGGGGGGUGGUGUCGCUGCUGCUGCUGCUGCUGGUGUGAGUGGUGGCGAGUCAGAGUACACGUUUGAGAACUGGGGGCAGCAGGCCGUUGACUUCAUUGACCAGGUGGUGGGCGAGGAGGCGUUUAUUGUCACCAACUCCGUGGGAGGGGUGGUGGCACUGCAAGCAGCAGCCACGCACCCAUCCAAAACCCUCGGUCUUCUCCUGCUCAACAUCUCCCUCCGAAACCUCCACAUUCGAAAGCAGCCCUUCUUUGCCCGCCCCUUCGUUUCCCUCCUCCAAUCCACCCUUCGAUCCACCUCCCUCGGAGAGCAAUUCUUCGCCUCGGUCGCCACGCCUCGCGCCGUGCGUAACGUGUUACGGCAGUGUUACGGCGACCCUGCUACAGUGACGGACGAGCUCGUGGAUUUGAUUCUCAAGCCCGGGUUGCAGCCAGGGGCGGUGGAUGUGUUCCUGGAUUUUAUCUGCUACUCGGGCGGCCCGCUGCCAGAGGACUUGCUACCCAAAGUGCAGGUGGGUGGGGGGAAAGUGAGUGCCCAGUGCUGUUCGGGUGGGGCCAGGCAGACCCCUGGGAGCCAGUGGAGCAAGGCAGAAAGCUUCGAGGCUCUCCUCUCUCAUCUCACAAUACUCCACCCCCUCCUUCCCUCUCUCCCCCUUCUCCAGUGCCCUGUGCUGUUCGGUUGGGGCCAGGCAGACCCCUGGGAGCCAGUGGAGCAAGGCAGGACACUCAAGGAUUUCCCCUGUGUGGUUGGUUUUGAGGAGUUCCCAGGGGUGGGUCAUUGCCCUCAGGACGAAGCUCCGCACCUAGUCAACCCCCUUAUAGAGCGGUUUAUUUCCCAGCAAAUCUAG